UACUUUUUAUUGUGCGCUGCGUUAACGUUAGCUAUCUUAGCCCAUUCGGCAGCUUCCGUUCUGUGGGAAGUUUUCUUUUGUCCUCUUCGGUCAACAACAACAAAACAUGGGAGUCCGCGUUGACCGGAGAACGAGGCGUAACGGCAUGUGUUUAGUAAAGGUGUAACAACGAGUCGUUUAACGGUGUCGAAUAGGCCUCCGUGCGGUCGCAGCGAGUCGGUUUAUCUCUGCGGUGAAUACCUUUGGACCGGCCAGCACCGGGGAGCAAACACGCAGGCUCCGGGUGUGAGAUACCACUCGUGCAAUGGAUGAUGCCAUUUUAUGAUUCUUGAAUAAUUAGCCAACGUGCUGCUGGACAGGAAAAUGGGAUUUACAGUUGUCCUGUCUUAUGUCGUCCACCUUGCUCUUUGUAAUAUUAACAAUCGAGCUAGAGACGGAUGUGUCUUGGGUCGUUUUGUUUGAAUGGAAAUCUGUUUCCAGUUCUUCCAACAGAUGUCACGAUGGCUGCACAUUUCACCAUUUCCGACAGCGAGUCAGAGCCCUCGGAGGGGGUUGAGGAAGAAGAAAAUAACCAGUUAUCAUCUGUGCAAGAGCAGCAGCGUCCUCAACGUCACACCCUCACUUUACCUGAGCUCAGAUUGCCAGUGACCGGUCGAAUCAGGCUGAGCUCAGAGUCCCACGCUUCCACUGCCUCCAGAGACGAGGAGCUCUGGCCAGACGAGACUGGGACGCCCACCGAGGGGGCUCCGUUCCGGGUGCGUUCCAAGUCGGCUCCCCCGGCUCUGUGGGCAGCCAAGAAAUACGGCCGGCAGCUCCGAAGGAUGAGCGACGAGUUCGACAGCCUGCUGGACAAAGGGGAAAUGAGGAGGGUGAAGAGCGCUGGGACGACCAAACAGAUGCAGCACUCCAAAAGCUGGUGGAGCUACCUCUUUAGUCACCAGGAGAUGGAGGGAGAGAACAACCACCACGAAAGCCACACUCACCGCACCGAGUAGGCACCGGGGGGAGGGGGGGAAUUAAGAGAGACGCCGGGUUCGAGGAAUCGAUAGGAAGGAGAGGAAAGCAGCGGGGGACCCAAGAGAACAAUUGUGAUGAGAACAAAAAGACCUGCUCUGGAAAAAGAUGGAUGAAAGGUUGGUUAGAACUAAAGGAGAAAAAUCCCAAACACAAAGGCAUGGCUAAGUGUCCCGUCCUAGUCAUGUCCUUACAGCAUUGGUACCGACAUCAAAAUAUACUCUUUUUUUGUAUUUGUGUUGGUUGUGAUGUGAUGUGCACUGCGAAAUGUUAACGGUCAGCCGGGCGCGACGAUAAGACUGCUGACACCUCGUAGAGUGGAUGCAUUGAUGGGCCAAGAGAGGAGAGGUGAUCUCUUGAGCACAGAGAAAGACAUGAGUGGAUUUGAGCGGUGACCACUCACCACUUCUGUUAUCUCUCCCAUCAGCACUAUGCAAUAUACUGUAGAUGCGGGGGAUAUACGUGCACUGAAAUCAGAACCCCCUGACUUUUAGAGCCCCCUCCCCCUUGAAUGCUGUUAGAAUUUCCUUCCUUGUUGGAAAUCAGCAAUGACAAAGUGGUAGUGAUGCUCGUUAGGCUUCGCCGCCCUUGUUUUUGCUUACAUACAAGCUGAGGUCACUGCGUUAGCGGGCCAAAAGGACCAGCAGAAGACAGAGGGAAGAGUAUAAAAUGGAAGGAUUUUUUAAAGUAUACAACUUCGGGGCAAUUAUCCCACUUCCUCUUCUACUACCUGCAAGCCAGUACCAUUUACGUGACUGUACUUGACUAUCAUUACCUGCUUUAUAUCUCAAAUUUAUCAAAAGAAGAACAAUCUCGUACAAGGACAAUCUCCGACGAUGCAGAAAUACUAUCUUUUGUAUAACUUCAGGGCUAGAUUAUAUCUAGAUAAAAUGACAUUAAGCAUACAUAUAAAAGCACAAACCAAUAGGAAUCUAUCUUUUUAAAGCCUUGGAUGAACCUAAUAAACAGACGUGGGACGUUUAAUAAGUUUGGUAAACCUAGCAAUAGGCAGUGUACAAUGAUAAAUGUUAUGUGCAUAUUUUAUGCUGUGGGUGGGAAAGAGUUAACUGCUAGACCAAUAGCCAACACGCCGGCCUUCGGUCCCAUUUAUUAACUACCCAGUGCACAUAGAAGAUGGCUUUAGAGAGUGGACGCCACAUUUAAAUGCAGGCGGACGGGAUGCAAACUUCCAAACUAUUUGUGGAGUUGGAUGAAUCUGGUUGUGUCUGCUUUAUGAAAGAAUUGAAUACAAGUCGUUGCAUCUGAUCUGCACUGGGAGGUGAAGAAAAUGGGAUCUCAAUCUAACCACGGUGCUGAUCUCAGAUAACAUUUGUUUUUAAUGUAUUAUAUUCAGGCUUUUAAGGCACAUACUACAAACAAAAUGACAUUUGCCGGUGUUAUUAUUCCUUUUAGUGAUCAUAAACAGUGAUCUCUACCCGGCUUGGUAAAUACAAUGACGCUAUUUGUGACUUGUUUAUCGAUAUGUGAUUAUUGAACAUGGUAAUAGGUGUGUCUUACCCUCUUGAGUUGUGUAGUGCUCGGGUGUGCAGGCUAAGGGGGCUGCAAAUGAUUUGUCUUCUAAACCGGUCUCCAUCAUUUUUGAAAGACUUUCCUACAUUUUUUUUAAGCGCCAUUUUUUUUUUAAAUCAGAGUUCUAGACAAUCCAAAUGACAUCUCCUUUAUUUUAAGAUUCACCCGGGUC
Pungitius pungitius (ninespine stickleback) is the source of this 2716-nucleotide messenger RNA. It is a transcript of the gene badb, whose product is annotated as BCL2 associated agonist of cell death b. The transcript has 4 exons. The record is from RefSeq and is a predicted model, not a curated record. The coding region runs from base 438 to 995 and encodes 185 amino acids. Lineage: Eukaryota; Metazoa; Chordata; Actinopteri; Perciformes; Gasterosteidae. Gene Ontology annotation, biological process: apoptotic process.